Messenger RNA from Malania oleifera, 1059 nucleotides. RefSeq lists its product as uncharacterized. The coding region runs from base 125 to 661 and encodes 178 amino acids. The transcript has 2 exons. Lineage: Eukaryota; Viridiplantae; Streptophyta; Magnoliopsida; Santalales; Ximeniaceae. The record is from RefSeq and is a predicted model, not a curated record.
UGGGGAUUGAAUCGCCGCACAGCUUUGGCUGGCUGCUUCGGUGAAAUCGUUUUUCUGGUUGUCCAAGAAUAGAAGAGUUUUCGGAAUCCAUAAGCCCCGCAACGCUUGGCUCUAUCCCUAGUCAAUGGACCCUUCUAUCAGAUGCAACCCAUGGUGGCAAUGCUUGCACCAUCAUCCCUUCCACCAUCAUCAUCACAAUGCUCAUCAAUGCCACCGUAUUCGUCCCUUCUUCUGCUCUCACCAGUAUCACCAUCACCAUCACCAUCACCAUCACCAUCACCACCACCAUCACCAUCCCUUAUGCCCCCGUUUCGCUUCUCCUCCUCCUCUGAGUUCCCCUCUGAUUCCUUCAGACCCCCUGCCUGCUGUUUACGCUCCUGCGCCGAACGAUUUGAACUUGGAGGCUUCUGUUUCUCGAGAAAUUUGCAAUCCAAGCUCCCAGAUGUUGGAAGAGGCAAACGACGGAUUAGUAGAGGAAGAGGAGGAGCCUGUUUUUGUACUGAAUGAUGAAUGGGUGGAGUUCUUUGCAAAAUCUGAAGUACAAAGAAAAUUAGGUAAUAACUCUGUUAUUUUGCUUUCCCUGCCUAUUAAUAUUCUUGUAUAUCUGGCUUUUGAUAAUCUAUUGGCUUGUGAAACAGCAAAUAGAAAAAAAAGAGGCUAAGAAAGGGAAAUAUCGAACAGGAAGCUCUGGGGACAUCUUUUAACCAUUCAGUUCAUUUGAGAGAUGCUCCUGGCUUAUUUUCGGGAUUAAGAGCUUUCAUAGGAGUAGUAAGGGCAUCGUAUCACACACAUGCGUCCAUCCAAUGCAGCAAAUGUCAUUGAAAAAUGAAGGUCUUUGAGAUUGUUGAUAGGUCUCUUACCAGGAGAAGCUUACGGUCUGUUUGUUUUCCCUUGACAAAUGAUCUUCCUCUACGGCCAGUUUCGGGUACCAUGUUGCUUAGAUGUCAUUCACAAAAUUUCUAUAUGUCAAUGAAACGAAUGAUACCCUGUUUUGAAACUUUGGUGUGUAAAACUAUAGCAAUUUUGAUAUAUUAACUAUGCGUUGCCAAAGCAUGUAAA